Messenger RNA from Eremomyces bilateralis CBS 781.70, 474 nucleotides. RefSeq names its product 39S ribosomal protein-like protein L33. The coding region runs from base 283 to 462 and encodes 59 amino acids. Gene Ontology annotation, molecular function: structural constituent of ribosome. The record is from RefSeq and is a predicted model, not a curated record. The transcript has 3 exons. Gene Ontology annotation, biological process: translation. Lineage: Eukaryota; Fungi; Ascomycota; Dothideomycetes; Eremomycetales; Eremomycetaceae. Gene Ontology annotation, cellular component: ribosome; mitochondrion.
GACUAGAGAGAGAGAGGUUCAUACUCCGUACGCCGGUCAGGCCUCUCUGCGAGGCCUAUGUGGGGAACCACCUAGCCUGACUAAUUACAUGCGUAGUGCCUUGUGGCCUCGUGCCCCCAUUCUGAGUUGCCUUGACGCCUUGACGCCUUAAUCAAGCAUUGCAUCAGCAUCAGCAUCUGCAUUUACCAUAACUUCGUGCCAAUUCUCACCAAACUCACCUUCGAUACGCAUUCGAUCCAAACGACCACGAUCCCGAAGUCAAUUCUCCUCCCCUUCUCCACCAUGGCAAAGAAAGCCAAAUCCCGCACCGUCGCCGUCCGGCUCAUCUCAAUGGCUAUGACGGGCUACUUCCGCACCUUUGUCCGACCGCGUGCUCACCGGCCGCUCAGCAUGCUGAAAUACGACCCAGUCGUUAAGAAGCAGGUGCUUUUCCUCGAGCAAAAACGGAGCGGGAAUAAGUAGAUGGGAAGAUGC